AUGCUUAUUGGACUGGAAGCAAUUUGCCAGCAAGGAACAUCAACAGAUCCUCGUAGUUAUGCAUCACGAAUGCUUCAGGUCUUCAUGUUUAUGGCGUUCAUGUUUCUUUACGUGGCGUAUUCGGCAAAUAUCUUGGUCCUGCUGCAAAGUACCACAGCGUUGACCAAGCAUGAGCAGUUGAUUGAAUACGAGAUGGAUUAUGCAGGCAUGAAUACUUCGGAUUUUAACUAUUACAACUCGGAGACUGCAGAUCGUAUUUUUAAGAAAAACGUGGAUGCCCCGGUGUUGUACUCUGUACAACAGGGAAUGGAGAAAGUCCAACAUGGAGUUUUUGCGUUUUUCUUGGAGGAGCGCUACGGAUCCAUGUACGCCAGGGAUUAUUUUACUGAUUACGAGGUGUGCGGAUUGCAGGAAUUUGGUGCAAGGUAUGAUUUUAGUAUGGGAUACGCCGCGAUUAGCAAACAUUCCGGCUACACGGAAAUUUUUAAAGUUGCCCUGAACCAAAUCACGGAACAAGGAUUUGCCUAUCGUCACUACCUGCGUUACUUCCUUAAACCUGCAUGUUAUUCACAAGGGAGCAGUUUCGACAACAUUGGCAUUCGGGAAAUAUAUCAAGCUAUCGUUUUGGUGGCCAUUGGAGUAUUUUCAGGAGUACUAAUACUUCUAUUGGAGAUAGUAUUGAAUCAAUGCGCUUAG
Dalotia coriaria is the source of this 696-nucleotide messenger RNA. RefSeq names its product glutamate receptor ionotropic, kainate 2-like. The coding region runs from base 1 to 696 and encodes 231 amino acids. The transcript is spliced from 4 exons. The record is from RefSeq and is a predicted model, not a curated record. Lineage: Eukaryota; Metazoa; Arthropoda; Insecta; Coleoptera; Staphylinidae.